AUGGCUCAACUGCUUUGGCCACAACCUCCACCUUGCUGUUUCCAUGGUCUAGACAGUGACAAAGAACGGACAGCACGUGCCAUAGGACUCUGUAAAAGCUUGGUCAACACUUUCAACCUGAGCUUCCUUAAAAAGAGAGACCUGAGGAAGGCACAGAAUGAAGCUAAUCUCCCUCAGCACAAUCUCAUUCUGGAUGUUGUCACACGAUGGGGCACUAAACAGAAGAUGAUGGAGAGGGUGUUGGAGCAACUCCCAGCCAUUAGACGAGUCCUGGUUCAAGACAGAAAGCACUGCCAUCUCAACCCAACCUGGCAGGAUGUUUCGGUGUUAGAGUCCAUCAACGCAGCUAUUAAACCACUGGCUGACUUUACAGAUGUCCUUUCAGGAGAAAGAUACGUCACAGUGUCCUCUGUUAAGCCUGUGCUAGAACUGAUUAAAGGCGACCUUCUCUCUCCAGGCCCUGAUGACAGCACACUGACUGCCAGUAUUAAAAAAAACAUAUCCACGAUACUGACUGGAAAAUACACCUCACCUGCCAUCCAAAACCUCCUGACAAAGGCCACCAUCUUGGAUCCAAGGUACCGUGGCAGCAUGGAACAGGCAGGGUCAUUGGUUGACAUCAAACAUCAGCUGGUGCAAGAGCUACUGGACUUAAAAGGACCAGAAGUAAGUGAAAAAGGUGUAAGUGGUGAGGGUUCCAGCCAAGCUGCUGGAGGAAACAAAGAUGAAUCUACAGCUGCCCCACCCACCAAAAAGAAGAGGCUAAGUGACCUUCUUCAAAACAGAAGAGCUCAACUCACAGUUCAGACACAGGCUAUGUACUCAAAAAGAGAGCAGGCUGAUGCAGAACUGACAAAGUUCCUUCAAGAAGAUGCUAUUGAUGCCUCUUGUGAUCCCUUGAUGUGGUGGUGUGACAAUCAAAGAAGAUAUCCUUUGAUGGCAAACUUGGCUAAGAAAUACAUGUGUAUUUGUGCAACAAGCACCAGUUCAGAGAAAAUGUUUAGCACAGCUGGAAACAUUGCUACUCCUGAGAGAUCCUGCCUUAAGCCACACAAACUCAACAUGUUAGUAUUUCUUGCUCGGAAUCUGUCUGACUAAAGUAGCUACAGAUCUACUUAAAGAUUGUUCAGGCAUCGGUCUUAUUUAAGAAUGUGCUUUUGUUACUUUGCACUUUUUGUUUAUAAAAUGGCAGUUUUGCCCAUCUUUAUUUAAAU
This is a messenger RNA of Poeciliopsis prolifica (blackstripe livebearer), 1214 nucleotides long. Its product is annotated as E3 SUMO-protein ligase ZBED1-like. The record is from RefSeq and is a predicted model, not a curated record. Bases 1 to 1098 code for a protein of 365 amino acids. The transcript is spliced from 2 exons. Lineage: Eukaryota; Metazoa; Chordata; Actinopteri; Cyprinodontiformes; Poeciliidae. Gene Ontology annotation, molecular function: protein dimerization activity.